AUGCCUCCCCAAAGAAAUGCACGGCCGACGCCGGCUGAGAUCUCUCUCGUCCACCUCAAGAGCUGUCUUGUGAACCUCCCCGCCUCUCUAGAAUCCCUGCUGGUAAACCUGAAUACGCCCGCGCAAAAUGUCAUCGUCGAACUAAACUACCGCCCCUCUCCUGUCAAUGGAGCCCCCCCGCCCGGCACGGCGGCGCAGGGCGUGUCGGUCUUCCUUGGGUGGACCGGCAUGCCCAGCAAGCGCAAGGUGUCGGCGCCCAUCGGCCGUGAGAAUGGCUUUCGGGCGAGCCCAGCUCGCAAGGACCUCCCUCUCGUCGAGAUCGAUACCGUCCUAGCGAAUACUCUCGGCCUCAACGAUGGCCAAAAGGUUCUUACCACCGUCCAUAUCGAUCCGCCCCUCGUGCACACGAUCAACAUCGAGCCCUCAACAACCGAAGACUGGGAAGUCAUUGAACUUCACGCAAACUUCCUCGAGCUCAAUAUGCAGUCCCAGAUCCGAGCGAUUCCGAACCCCAAGUAUCAUCCGACUGGAGGUUCCCCCGUUCCUCCUCACCUCUUGACAGUCCAUCUUUCCCCGACUACGACGGCCAACAUUAAGGUGACGGCCAUCGAGCCAGCUUUGCCUGCCGACCAACCCUUCGCUAAAGUGUCGCCCGACGCGGAAAUGAUCGUGGCACCCAAGACCCGGGCUAAGGCCGCCUCUCAGAGUCGUGGGGAUACCCGCAGCGUUGCCAGCACAUCAAAGUCGAAGAAAAGUAGGGGAAGUUCUAAGAAGCGCAGAGAAGAACCGCCACCGGCCCUGUACCUUCGUGGUAUGGACCGCGCUGUCUGUAGUGACUGGUUCGAUGAUGAGGCUACCGUUGGGGAGUUUAGUGUGUGGGCCGACCAGGAUGUGCUCGCCGCUGGUGGAUUCAGAGGGGUGGAUUACGUCGUGGUAGAGAUUAUGAAGCCUUCUGGUAUACGCCAGGCUAAACCCGAGGAAGCCCAGGCCGUUUCAGCGACAAAUAAAGCAGUUGCGCGGCUACGCUUCUGGGAGGACUCUCCCAACAGCCAGGCUAUUGCCCUUUCGUCUGCCCUGUGCUCCGCAUUCGGAUCUCAGGAUGUCCUAGGAGGAAUCGUCAAGAUCCAACCCGCACCCUUACCUCUCCAACGCAGCGCCGUCAAGUCGUUGAAGGUCUAUCCAUUCGCCACGGGGGAGGACGAGAGCGAAGGCCUGAAAUUUGGAGGAGAAUCCAAAGCGGAGAAGGAGGAAGCCGCCAAGCGCUUCAAGACCAUAUACUCGAGGAACGGCGGCCUGCUUGGUGGAGGGCCUAUUACGGACGGCACCGUCUUUGGUCAAUUCCCCGGACUUCACGCUGCUGAUGGCUGGGAAGGUGGUCUUGUGAAGUUCGAGGGCGACACCCACAAGGAUGAUUCUGUCAACUGGGUCGCGUCCCUGGACAGCAAAAUUUCCGUCCAAUUCCAGCCACCUAUUCCGAAACCACCUUCUCACGUAUCAAGCGAGGAUCCCUGGGAGUUAAACCCCAUCCCCGAUACCGUGCUAUCGGGCGUCGAUAGCUUGAUGAAUAACCUAUUCACACAGCUGCGACAUAUGUCGUCGACGUUGCUUGCCGGCGCCAUGGGCUCUGGGAAAACUUCCCUCGUCAAAUUCCUAGCCCAACGGUUACGCAAUGAAUUACUGUACCACAUCGUCUACGUUCCUUGCAGGAGCCUAAUUAACGAGGAGAACCGGACCUCGAACAUAAAAGAGAUCCUCACGCGCGCCUUUAUGGGCGCAAGCUGGGGCGCUCGCCUCGGAGGCAAGGCUCUUGUCAUCCUUGAUGAUCUGGAUAAACUUUGCCCCGUCGAAACGGAGCUUGUUGUCGGGAACGAUAACGAAAGGAGCCGACUGCUUAGCGAGACUGUUGUCUCUAUUGCGAGGCAAUACUGCGAUCGGGCAAGCGGUGUCGUGUUGCUCGCUACAGCUGCCGGCAAGGAGUCGCUUCACAAGGUGUUAAUCGGAGGCCAUGUCGUACGUGAGAUUAUCGAACUAAAGGCUCCCGACAAGGACGCAAGGAGGCAGGUUCUCGAAUCCAUCAUCAACGAGACUCUUAAAUCCUCCGAGCGAGCCGACGGGGACUCUAGCGAUGAUGAGGGAAGCCGGCCACCUACCGCAGAUGGCAACUCGUCUGCGGAUGCUCACGGCGACUGGAUGGAGAGCGGCAGCCCACCACAACGUCGAGGUUUGAAGAAAGCCGCUGCCGGCUUCACUUUGGACGCUGACCUGGACUUGUUGGACAUUGCUGGACUGACCGACGGCUACAUGCCUUCCGAUCUUUUCACUCUCGUCAACCGAGCGCGCAACGAGGCCAUCUUUAGGGUAAUUAAUGGUGGAGAGCUCGAGGAGCGGGCUGGCUUCCGCCUCUGUCGGGAGGAUUUCGACAAGGCGCUCAAGGGGUUCACUCCCGCCUCCCUUCGAAACGUUCCCUUGCAGAGAUCCUCUACAACCUUUGCCUCCAUUGGUGGCCUGAAGGAGACGAGGCAAGUCCUGCUCGAAACACUAGAAUAUCCCACAAAAUAUGCUCCCCUCUUCGCAAAGUGUCCUCUUCGGUUGCGCUCGGGUCUUCUCCUUUACGGCUACCCCGGCUGUGGUAAGACUCUGCUCGCUAGCGCGGUAGCCGGCGAGUGCGGCCUCAACUUCAUCAGCGUCAAGGGUCCCGAGAUUCUCAACAAGUACAUCGGUGCUUCGGAAAAGAGCGUGCGAGACCUCUUCGAGCGAGCUUCGGCCGCAAAGCCCUGUGUCUUGUUCUUCGACGAGUUUGACUCCAUCGCGCCGAAACGUGGCCACGACUCGACCGGCGUGACGGAUCGCGUCGUCAACCAGCUCCUCACACAAAUGGACGGCGCCGAAGGGUUAUCGGGCGUAUACGUCCUCGCGGCGACGUCUCGGCCCGACCUCAUCGACCCGGCUCUUCUCCGACCCGGUCGUCUCGACAAAUCUUUAAUCUGCGACCUGCCCGAUAUUGAGGACAGACUCGACAUCCUCAAGGCUAUGUCUCAAAAGGUCCGCCUCGACGAAGAUCUGCUAGACUCGGAUGACGCAUUUGCCGAACUCGCCCGCCGCACAGAGGGAUUCUCAGGCGCCGACUUGCAAGCCCUCGUCUCCAACGCCCAGCUCGAAGCCAUCCAUGACGUCCUCAAGGGCCACGACCUCACCGCCGCUAGCACCAACACCCACAACGGCCAAUCCAGUGGCGCUUCCAAGGCCGGCACCCCGAGCUUCAUACAGUUUCCCUACGGCGCCCCCGCACCGGGCUCAUCAUCCUCGCGCUCCGCCACCAGCCGAGCCAACGAACUCGCCGAGAAUGCGCGCAUCCUAUCCAAGCUCGAAGGGAUCCGGCUCGCGAAGAAGAAGGCCAAGCUCGUCCAGAAGACGCGCGUGGCGGGCGGCGGUGCUGUCCUCGGCGUCGAAGAAAACGGAGGCAAGGCAGCUCCGGCGGCGGGUCACAAGGAGGCUGUGAUUGGGUGGUCGCAUUUCGAGGCGGCGCUGGAGGGUAUGAGGCCUAGUAUUAGUGCUGAGGAGAGGGCGAGGCUUGGGAGGAUUUAUAAGGAGUUUGUGGGGGAGAGGAGUGGGGAGAUGAGGGAUGGGCAGGGGAGUUAUGAGGUUGGGGGCCGGACUAGUUUGAUGUGA
Scedosporium apiospermum is the source of this 3669-nucleotide messenger RNA. RefSeq lists its product as uncharacterized. Gene Ontology annotation, biological process: protein import into peroxisome matrix. Lineage: Eukaryota; Fungi; Ascomycota; Sordariomycetes; Microascales; Microascaceae. The transcript is spliced from 2 exons. Gene Ontology annotation, cellular component: cytosol; peroxisomal membrane; peroxisome. Gene Ontology annotation, molecular function: ATP hydrolysis activity; ATP binding. The record is from RefSeq and is a predicted model, not a curated record. The coding region runs from base 1 to 3669 and encodes 1222 amino acids.